Molecule: messenger RNA, 983 nt
Organism: Quercus lobata
Lineage: Eukaryota; Viridiplantae; Streptophyta; Magnoliopsida; Fagales; Fagaceae
Product: Rubber elongation factor protein (REF)
Exons: 3
Coding region: 93-806 (237 amino acids)
Source: RefSeq, a predicted model, not a curated record
UGCCACCCCUGUAUUUCUUCCUACUUGUUAUUUCUGUUACGACUUACGACUCCAACGCAAGAAGAACCUACCUUUUUCUGAUCAAACUCUCAAUGGCCACUGAAACCAUGCAAGAGAUGGAGAUUGAGAGAAAGAAGAGGAGGGAGCUGAAGCACCUAGGGUUCGCGAGGACGGUGGCGAUUCACGCGCUCGUCUGCGUCUCCAGUAUCUACGAUUACGCCAAACAAAACUCGGGGCCUCUCAGAUCCACCGUCUCCACCGUCGAAUCUGCCGUCACCGCCGUCGUGGGCCCUGUCUACAGAAAAAUCCAAGGCGUUCCUGAUGAUCUUCUUGUUUUCCUUGACGACAAGGUAGAUGAAGCUACACACAAGUUUGAUGAGCAUGCUCCACCGUUGGCAAAGCAGGCUGUAAGAAAAACUAAUAAUUUGAUUUACAAGGCAUCUGAAAAGGCUCAUAAGCUUGUAAAUGAGGCUCAAACUGGGGGUCCUCGUGCUGCUGUGCAUUAUGCUGUUUCAGAGUAUAAGCAGUUCCUUUUAUCUCAAAGUGUGAAGAUAUGGGUUGGAAUGAACCAGUGUUCACCAUUCCACACGGUGGCAGAGAAGGCUGUGCCUGCGGCUGCUCACUUGAUGGAGAAAUACAACCAUUUGGUGAAGGACUUGACCCAGAAGGGUUAUCCUAUCUUUGGCUAUAUGCCUUUAGUUCCUGUUGAGGAGAUAUCCGAGGCAGUUAAGGAGGGUGAGGCUGAAAAGAAAAGAGAUACAGCUGCAUCUGCUGAACACAAAUCAGAUUCGUCUGAUUCGGAUUAAGAGAGUUUCUAUGUAUUGUCUAAAGUGUAAAAAUCUAUUUGCUUCUCCUAGUAUGUAUUAUGGGAACUUAAAUAGGUUAUGGGCGUGGGAAAUGUGGGUGGGUUGUGACUGUAAAUAACUUCUAGACGUUCAACUCCUUUUGAAGUAUGAAUGAUGUGAAUUACUUUGGAAGGCUGA